Molecule: messenger RNA, 2259 nt
Organism: Linum tenue
Lineage: Eukaryota; Viridiplantae; Streptophyta; Magnoliopsida; Malpighiales; Linaceae
Source: the annotation of a GenBank genome assembly
UGAGGGGAGGGGACAGGCAGAGAUCAGCUGAAUCAUAUAUGAUACAACGAUGAAGAAGAGGAAGAACGCUUCUCAUUCUCUUACCUCUUUGGCCUCUCGUCCAAACCCUAAAUUCCCAAUUCGUCACCAACCAUUUACUCCAAGCAUUCUCCUCCAUUCGCGAAGUAACCAUCGUCUGCUGAAGUCGCCAUUGUCGCUCCUCCGGGAAGUAUUGUAGACGCCGACUGUAGUUGGUUUGAUUGAUUGCAUCGUGGAGCUCUUUGCAUUUCCUCCAAUAUUUGGUUGUUCUCCCUUCGUCAGCCAGCGGAGAAGUACUUUCAUGGCCGCCAACGGCCUGCUGACAUUAGGCCGAGUGAAGCUCAGCGAUCUUAUCGCCACCGACGGCGUCCCUUCCGAUUCCUACAAGCUAUCAGUCUCUACUCUAUCCCAGUCUCUCUCUCAGUACUCCGCCGCCAUCAUUCAAUUCUCAUCCAGCGACGGAGCUCUCUUGAGGUCGGGUUUGGAUUCCGCGCGCCUCUACUUCCACCAGAGGCCAUCGUUCCCCGACGUGAUUGAGAGUGACGAUUCCCGCGAGUGGUGCAGGACGUCUGGUUACUUCGCUGAUCCUCAGUUGUGGCAGGAGACAUACGAUUACAGACCUGGUUUAACGCCUCUCGACGAGCAUUCUUCAAUCAACUCCGUUGAAUUCCUCCCUCCUCCUGGAGCCUUGCCUGACAUUUUUGCUCUGCUGGGGAGAGCUGCUCGGGGUAUCUUGGAUGCAAUUAGCUUCUAUUUGAAUUUGCGCAGCUCGCCUUUCGCUGAAAUACUCGAUAAUAUGCCCUUGAGAGGUCGAGAGAUAUCGUCUUCUGUGUUAUCGGUUUGCUGUCACGCAAGGCCGUCGUUUCAGGGAGCUCAUGGCCAAAUGGGUGGUUUGUGUGAAGACGACAAUCACCAUGUCGACAAGAGCUUGAUAUCGCUGGUUAAGUCGGAUAAAGCAGGGCUUCAUAUUAGAGACUUUAAUGGGAGAUGGGUUCCUGUAGAUGGUGAUCUUGGUCCUCAAGAAGCUAUUGUUUUCCCAGGGCUUGCACUUUACCAGGCGACAGCAGGUUAUGUGAACCCUGCGCUUCAUAGAACCGAUACUGGUAGCGGCAUGCAGAGUAAUAUGUAUGGAAGAUGUUCUUUGACAUUUAAGCUUAUGCCAAAAUCGAUGACCAAUCUUAGUUCGUCGGAGAUGAGAGCAGCUGGGCACGGUGUUGAAUCUCAGUUCCAGCUGCCAGUGCUAGUGGAUGACUUUAUGCAGAGGUCACACACUACUGAUUAUAUAUUGAACAAGCACGGAUAUCAGGGCUUCGGGUUCCCCUCCUCUCAAGACGGAUCUGUGAUGAAGCCCGCAAUGAAGAGAAGAAAGAGUAACGAUUCAAGAUGCAAACCUCUACCGCCUUCAAAGAGGUUGCGGCUCGAUGCACAGAGGGUACUCAAGGAGAGAGUUCAGGAUAUUGCUGAUAAGAAGGGGAUCAAGCUCAGGUUCUGUAACUUAAAAGAGUGUGAGAGUCAUGUUAAUGAUGUAGAUAGUCCUUGUGCCAAUAUCAGAAUGGAGAUUGGGUGGCCACCUGGCGUGCCGUUCGUUCACCCUCACGACUUGCCUAACAAGGCAAAGAUGGGGUUUCUCGAAGCAUACGAGCCUGGUUGGACUGCAACUCAAGAUAUAGAUAUGGGUCUUACAGAAUCUGGACGAGGUGGCAGUCAGCACUCAGACAUUCUGUAGCUGAACUAGCCUUUGAGAUGUAUGUCUGAAAGCUUCUGCUGGAAAUUUUGGUUCAAAAUCAAUCCUGAACACUGCACAGGCCAUGAAGCUUCUUCUUAGGUGAAAGCCCUCAUUGUCAGUUCGCCUCCUGAGUCAUGACACAAGGAGAUAGGCUUGCAGCGGUAAUGUUGCAUUGGUUGGUGUGCUUUGAUCCUGGCUCCUUUCUUACUGCAACUUCAUCGAUGCCCAUAAGAAGUGUUCCGCCGGACUGUAGUACUCAUCAAUCAAAGUCUCCGCUUAGGGCCCAUCAGCCCUUAGUCCACUCUGUCGCAUGUUCCGGUGAUAAGGAGUUACCAGGUGCAAACUGCUGGUCAAGCCAUGCUCUAUUCGAUCUUUUGACAUGUAUGAAAUGUGUAAGUUAAGGUACAAAGAACAAGAAAAAAGACGAGAAAGGAUCAUCUGUAACUGUGGGAAAUGUACUAUGCAAUGGGUUUUAGAAGUCUGAAAUAGUUUCUUGAUUAAGAGUGUUUUGUUUA